Molecule: messenger RNA, 1569 nt
Organism: Bombus huntii
Lineage: Eukaryota; Metazoa; Arthropoda; Insecta; Hymenoptera; Apidae
Product: multiple coagulation factor deficiency protein 2 homolog
Exons: 5
Coding region: 846-1376 (176 amino acids)
Source: RefSeq, a predicted model, not a curated record
AAUUGAUUUCUAAGUACCCUGGAUUUCCUGUCAAUCUCGCGUGUCUUUUAACACCUAUCUUCGUUUGUUCUCUACACAAAUCUUCGAGUGUUCAGUUUGAGUGCAAACAUGACUGAAAACGACACUUUCGUUUGCUCUUUCUUUCCUGUUGACGCUCUUUGCAAAUGACUAUAAUACUGGUACGAUGAUAUCGCCUGUACUUUUAGAUGUUUCAAAAAUUUCAAUUAAUUUCAUUCGCUUCAAAACUUUUCGUAAUAAACCUUCAUAUAAAAUCUGAUUAUUUUAACACACAUAAGUAUUAUAAACGACCAUUUUGAUAAAUCCAGUCCUUAAAGAAACAAUAAAUUUAAUAUAACAGAGAGAUAUUAUUUUAGCCGCAUUAAAUUUUAUUUGUCGGAGACUAAACUAGAAGAAGAAAGGCGGAAUGCAUAGACUUUUAGUGUACACGUCUCAUAGGGGUUUAACUGAUCGCAAAGUUCCUGACGAGUGAUGUGUAGCAAAUUUGAAGACGGGCCCAGAGCAUCGUACGCUGUACCCCCCGGGGUCCAAUCUAAAUCAAUGGGCUUGUGGGUAAUCGCAUAAUAAUUACUAGAACCCCCUCUACCGUCCAUCUGUCGCUAGCCAAGGGGUGUUCAACCCCUACAAGUGGCAGUGUGCAAUGUCACGGCAACAUAGACGAUCAGAGUGUCUCAGCAGGUCCUAUUGUUGUUGACCAUUGUAAAAAAUAUCACGCAGUGUCACAUAUUUCCUCGGUUUUCGCGCGUUGUUUAAAAUUUUUGUCGAAUGCAUAACACAUAUAUACUAGCAAUUUAAGGAAAUAGUGCAUUACACAUAAUUACAAACAAAUGAUACCUACAAUUCUGAUCGGUUUAUUCGUCGGAUUUUGUGAUGGUUUACGUGGACCUCAUCAUCCACGAAGUCCUGUCUCUCAUCACCAUUAUGUCCCCCAGAAAGAUGUUAAAAUAACGCAAGAUGCACAACUACUACAGGAUGCUACCCACUUAAAAGAAGACAUAGGAUCAAUGGCGGAUCAAUUGGACUUUUCGAACAUGACUGAACAAGAAAUCGAAUUCCAUUACUUCAAAGUUCACGAUAUCGACAAUAACGCUAAAUUGGAUGGAUUAGAAAUUCUCUAUGCGAUUCAACAUACGUUUCACGAGAACAGACUCGCCAAUGCUGAACGUGAAAGUUCGAGUGAAAAUACCAGAACCAUGGAUUACGAAGAUGAUUUGCCUUGGAUCAUAGAACUUGUAGACAGAGUACUGAGAGAAGAUGACUUAGAUCAUGAUGGAUACCUUGGAUAUAUUGAGUAUGUACUUGGAAGACAAAGAGAUCACAUUGCUCAAGCAAAACGGAAUAACAAAUUGGAGAAUUAAAAGCACAUCUAGUACAACGCCUUUGGCCGAUGAAAUAAUUAAUAGAAUCCUGUAUAACAUAUAAAUUUAUGUCAAAAACAUACGAAAAACAAGACCUUUUGUUUCUUUCUAAUUAAUUGAUUUGUAACAAUUGUCUUCAACUAAAAUGUACAAAAACUGUAAUUUUUAAUACAAUCCAUUUUAAUCUGCAAAA